This is a messenger RNA of Antechinus flavipes (yellow-footed antechinus), 2290 nucleotides long. It is a transcript of the gene RGS7BP, whose product is annotated as regulator of G protein signaling 7 binding protein. The record is from RefSeq and is a predicted model, not a curated record. Bases 10 to 747 code for a protein of 245 amino acids. Gene Ontology annotation, biological process: G protein-coupled receptor signaling pathway. NCBI's taxonomy places the organism in Eukaryota, Metazoa, Chordata, Mammalia, Dasyuromorphia, Dasyuridae. The transcript is spliced from 6 exons. Gene Ontology annotation, cellular component: neuron projection; postsynapse; nucleus.
UGUGUCUGCAUGAGUUCUGCACCGAAUGGGCGCAAAAAGCGCCCGGGCCGCUCCACUCGCUCCUCGAUCUUUCAGAUCAGCAAGCCGACGCUGCCGAGCGGGGACUGUGAGCGCAGGGGCAGCGGCUCCGAGAGCGCCCACAAGACUCAAAGAGCCCUGGACGACUGCAAGAUGCUUGUCCAAGAAUUCAAUACCCAAGUGGCCCUGUAUCGAGAGUUAGUCAUUUCUAUUGGGGAUGUCUCAGUCAACUGUCCAUCUCUAAGGGCGGAAAUGCACAAGACCCGAACCAAAGGCUGUGAGAUGGCCCGGCAGGCCCAUCAAAAACUUGCUGCAAUCUCAGGCCCUGAAGAUGGUGAGAUACAUCCAGAAAUCUGCAGGCUUUACAUCCAGUUGCAGUGCUGCUUAGAAAUGUACACCACAGAGAUGCUAAAAUCCAUAUGUCUGCUAGGAUCUCUUCAGUUUCAUCGGAAAGGAAAGGAGUCUGGAGUGGGGAUCAAGAGCCCAGAAUGCAAAACUGACGAAGGUCCAGAAGUCCCCAUUCUAGAAGAUACGCUAUCUUCACCAGUAGACAUUCAGCACCAUUCCUGGCAGGUUUCCACGGAUAUUGAGAAUACUGAAAAAGACAUGCGAGAAAUGAAAAACCUUUUAAGCAAACUCAGGGAGACUAUGCCUUUACCAUUGAAAAAUCAAGCAAAGAUGAAGAACUUUCCAGAUGACCUUGGAGUGGGGAAAAGGGAAAGGUGGUAGGGGAGAGUGGUAGUUUUUAAGCAAACAGAUAUGUAUGUAUAAGGCACUAUAUUAGGCACUAUAGGAGAUCCAAAAAGAACAAAACAGGUCCUAUACCUUCUGGGGGUAUAGUCAAUAUGGUGGCUUGAGGAGGAAUUUUAAGUAAAGUCUGUCUGAUCCAAGAGAUAAAUGCCAUUCAUCCACUUGAAUUGUUCAUCAUUGUCAUAGAUGUUCUAAAUUUACAUGGUACUUAAAGGGUUACAAAGCAUUUUAUAACAAUUCUGGGAUCUAUUAUUAGCUUUUUGUAACUAAGGGCCACUGUAUGCAAGGCUCUGCACUAUUAAGUCCCAGAGAAAUUCAGUAGGAACAAAGUUAGGAUAGCUGAACAAACAAACGAAAAUUAUUUUAAAACAGAGCCAUCACUGAUUUGGAAGAAAAACUAUUUGUUUUAGCCAAAAUCUGUCAGAGACAUUGUAUUAACAUGCAAGCCUUUCUUUUUGGAGAGAGUUUGAGAGUUUCCUCUACUAGUGAGAAUACUCUGUCUUGCAAGGGACUUCCACUUUUCACUUAUCAGUGUGAACAAAAGAUAAAAUUUCACAGCAAAGUAAAAUGAAAAAACAUAAUUUAGGAUUUUUGAUUUGCUAAAGGCCAUUAACAAUGUUAAUAUCAGCUCAUGCUUACAGAAAUUAUCUUCCUGAAAUCAAUUAUUCUCUCUUUAAUUACUCCACUUUCAAUUUAGUGAAAGGUGAAUAGAAACUUUUCUUAAUUGGAUCAAAAACAUUAUCAUAAAUGGAUUACAUAAAUAUGGCUAAAGGGAGUCAAGAUCUCUUACUAAAAAUAUUUAAAUGUACUCAUAUCUGUCUAAGUGCUCCAAAAAUACAACACAAUGCCAUCAUAGUGCUCCUCUCUCUGCUGCAUAAAUCCCACUUCCAAAAGGGCCAUGUCAUAGAGGGAUAAGUUGUUUCCUCUCUUAGUGGGAUUGUCUACUAUGUCAACAGGGCCUCUCCACUGUCCUCUGUAGCAUUGACCUCUUCCUUGCCUCAAUUGAAUGUGUCACAAUUAUAGUUAGUUAUGGCUUAAAAACAAAAGCAGUUCAACCAAUUUUUCAAUAUCUAUAAAUGUAAGAAAAUCUCAGAGUUGUUUACUAAGCGAGCCUCAAAUGGAUUUGUAAAUCUGCUCUUAAAAAUAUUUGCCAAGAGAGGAGCAAAAGCAAAGGUUAUAAAUAAAUAACAGGUAGCCCAUUUUGUAUAGAAAGUGGGACAUUCUUAAUGAAAGAGGAUCAAUCAGCUUUGGAUAGAAAAAGGAACUGAGAUAAAAAUGGCAUUGAGGAUGAGAGACAGAGACAGACACAGAGAGAGAUAGAAACAGAAAUAAAGAUGGCAAGAGAGACACAGAGACAGAGACAGGGACAGAGAAAAGGCAAAGACAGUGACAGCAAGAAAGAGACAGAGAGACACACAAAGAGACAGGGACAGAGACAGAGAUAGCAAGAGAGACGGAGAGACAGAGAGACACACAAAGAAACAGGGAGAGACAGACAGACAGACAGACAGAGAAAAGGAGA